CACAGCUUUUUAUUAUCUUCUUUCAGAUUGUUAUUUCUUUUUCUGGAUAGAGAGGAAAAUGAGCUCCUUGGGAUUUUCAGUUGGAACUUGUUCUCCUCCAAGUGAGCAAAGAAAAUGCAGAUUUCUUGUGAAUAAUAGCUUAAACAAAGCAGAGACUAUUAACUUGAGAAACACGCAAAAAGCUUCUUCUGAUCCUGAGUUAAGUUUUGUCCAAUUAUCCUCAUGUGGUAGAAGAGAAGCAAUUAUUGGUUUUGGUUUCUCUAUUGGCUUGCUUGAUAAUGUUUCUGCAUUAGCCGAAACAACUUCUUGUGAAUUCUCUGUAUCUCCUUCUGGUCUUGCUUUUUGUGAUAAAGUUGUUGGUUAUGGUCCUGAAGCUGUUAAAGGGCAACUAAUCAAGGCACAUUAUGUAGGAAAGUUGGAGAAUGGGAAAGUCUUUGAUAGUAGCUAUAAUCGAGGAAAGCCUCUAACAUUUCGAAUAGGUGUUGGUGAGGUGAUAAGAGGUUGGGACCAAGGAAUCCUUGGCUCUGAUGGAAUUCCUCCUAUGCUUACAGGUGGGAAACGAACAUUGAAGAUUCCUCCAGAACUCGCGUAUGGUGAUCGAGGCGCAGGUUGCAAAGGAGGCUCAUGCCUUAUUCCUCCAGCUUCGGUCCUUCUCUUUGACAUUGAGUUCAUAGGUAAAGCUUGAGAGAGAGCUUUUUUGCUUUUGCUUUGCCUUUUCUGAGCCAUCAUCUUGUUCAAAUCAACCUUAUAGAAAGAAAAAAAAUGUCAUUUAUUUUUCUAUUAUGUAAUCAUCAAGUGAAUUUCUCAGGCUUUUUUAACUUUGUUUGGUUUUAUACCUUUAAAA
Arabidopsis lyrata subsp. lyrata is the source of this 844-nucleotide messenger RNA. Its product is annotated as peptidyl-prolyl cis-trans isomerase FKBP13, chloroplastic. Bases 59 to 685 code for a protein of 208 amino acids. Gene Ontology annotation, cellular component: chloroplast. The transcript has 5 exons. Lineage: Eukaryota; Viridiplantae; Streptophyta; Magnoliopsida; Brassicales; Brassicaceae. The record is from RefSeq and is a predicted model, not a curated record. Gene Ontology annotation, molecular function: peptidyl-prolyl cis-trans isomerase activity.